CCGCUCAUCACGUGACUCCUGCGACUAUAACAGAGCUCAACAAACUGAGUUCAGGAAACUGGAGCAGCCGAGGACAAGAUGAACACGCUACUGGCCUUCACCAUCCCAUUGUUAUUCAGCUCGUUGGUGUGGAGUGGAUACCUGGAAUAUGACCAAGAUGUCUUGAUACCACAGGACUGGACUCGUGUCGGCCGGGUUGAUCCUACAGAGGAGCUAGAACUGACAUUUGCCUUGAAACAGCAGAAUGUUCAUCUUCUGGAGGAAAAACUCAAACUGGUGUCAGACCCUGACUCAGCUCAGUAUGGUAAACAUCUUAGCCUGGAGGAAGUAGCCUCUCUUGUGCGUCCAUCUGAGCUGACCCAGAAGGUGGUGCGUCACUGGCUGCAUAGUCAUGGGAUUACAAACUGCCUGACUGUUCGCACUCAGGACUUUUUACAGUGCAAGAUGACUGCAGAGAUUGCGGAGACACUGCUUCCAGGAAGUAGGUUCCACCGUUACGUCAGAGACGGCCAUUCUAUUGUGAGAUCUUCAGCUCCAUACUCAGUUUAUGAUGAUGUUCACCAACAUCUUGACUUUGUUGGAGGGCUUCAUCGCCUCCCACCUAAAGGGCAGGACCUGAGCAAGAAACCACAGCAGAGUCAGGCAGGGGUGCACCUCGGCGUGACUCCUGCCAUCUUGAGGGCUCGUUAUAAUCUGACAGCAAGUGAUGUGGGAUCAACUCAGAACAACAGCCAGGCUGUAGCUCAAUUCCUGGAGCAGUACUACCACCCUGCAGACUUGGCUGAGUUCAUGAACAUGUUUGGCGGGACCUUCCAGCAUCUGUCUCAGGUGGAUCGAGUUGUAGGCACACAGGGAACAGGAAAGGCCGGUCUGGAGGCCAGUCUGGAUGUAGAGUACAUUAUGAGCACCGGGGCAAACAUCCCCACAUGGGUCUUCACUAAUCCAGGUCGCCAUGAGACUCAGGAGCCCUUCCUGCAGUGGAUGGUUUUGCUCAGCAACAUGUCUGACCUGCCCUGGGUUCACACUAUCAGCUAUGGAGACGAUGAAGACAGCCUGUCUACAGCCUACAUGAUGAGGAUCAACACAGAGUUCAUGAAGGCUGGCGUCAGGGGAAUCUCUUUGCUCUUUGCUUCUGGUGACAGCGGUGCUGGGUGCAAACAUAUGGGGAAACAGAACUCCUUCAGACCCAGUUUUCCUGCCUCAAGCCCAUAUGUGACUACAGUUGGAGGAACAUCAUUCAAGAAUCCAUUUAAGGUCACAUAUGAAGUCACAGAUUACAUCAGUGGAGGAGGUUUCAGCAAUGUCUUUGGAAUGCCAGACUACCAGGCCAGUGCAGUGAAGGGGUAUCUGAAGACCGUAGAAGCAACCCUCCCUCCUCCGUCAUACUUCAAUACAAGCGGCAGGGCCUACCCAGACAUGGCCGCUCUGUCUGAUAACUACUGGGUGGUCAGCAACAGAGUGCCUAUCCCCUGGGUGUCUGGGACUUCGGCGUCAACCCCCGUGGUCGGAGGCAUGCUUUCUCUGAUCAAUGGCCGGCGUUUGCAGAGGAGUCUGCCUACACUGGGCUUCCUCAACCCCCGCCUCUACAAGCUCAAAGGGCAGGCCUUGUUUGAUGUCACUGAGGGUUGUCACGAGAGCUGCCUGGAUGAGCAGGUUCAAGGAAAGGGUUUCUGUGCUGCACCAUCAUGGGACCCUGUGACAGGCUGGGGGACACCAAACUACCCUGAACUGCUGGCUGCCCUCCUAGAUGAGUAAACGACUGCCAUUCACUGAAGUUAAACCGCCAGUAUUUGCUCUAAGAAAUACUGCUUUAUACACGUCCAAACUCUUGACCAGGUGCCUGAUGCCAAAGGCAAGACAGUGGAAAGGCUACACGCUAGAUUUCUUUGUUUUAUUCAAAUUUUAUUCCAGUCUCAAGACAGGUUUUUAAUCCCUCAUCAUCAUUUCUAAAUGCCUCGCCUCAACAAUAGUAGAGGUUUUUAGGUCAGGGAUAGUUAGUUUUGGAUCUUUUGUGCUUCACUGCAGUUGCCUAUUUCUGCUGUUCACUGCGUUUUAACUGACCUGGAUUUCUCCAAGUAUCUCUGAAACAACCUUACAGAUGGAUACUUUUUAACAGGAAUCUUAUGCUUUAAAUUUAUGCCUCCAGAUACACAGCAGUAGGAGGUGUGAGUGCAAUGAUUGCUAUGCAUAAACUAAGGAUAAGUGAACACUUAAAAUGCUGAAACACAGAUUUUAAUCACUUCUCUGUGUACGUUACUGAUUUUUAAAAAAAAAAUAUUAAGACAGUGUUGAACAUCAAUCAGAACUCCAUAUUGGAUGCAAUGAUCUCACCAGAUAAAGGAGAUUCAGCAUGUGAUUGGAUAAAGAUGUGGUUUGUAGUGAGAAUAUGUAUUGUACCAAAUGACUCAGCAGGGAUGAGCUAGGUACGAGUCAUUGUUUCAUUUAAUUACAAACAUCUGCAUGCAGUUUUAACAUGUCAUUCAUGUAUUUGUGGUCAAACGGGGACAUGCUUUAUGGUGUAAGAUUAACAGGACCUUGAAAAACUUGAUUUUAUUGUGGUUUUUAGCUGUUUGCUCUGCAGCUGUGAACUAACAAAUUGCACUGUAACAUGUGGGUUUAAAAUGAUUCAACAGUUCUGCCCACCAGCAUUAUUGCACUAGUUUUUAUCUUUUAACGAUGUAAAUCCACAAAUCCGAUGUAUCUGAAGUGAAAAUGACUGCCGGUGUUGUUUCUUCUUCAUUGAUUAAAGCUGGAUUUGUACUUUGA
Molecule: messenger RNA, 2766 nt
Organism: Acanthochromis polyacanthus (spiny chromis)
Lineage: Eukaryota; Metazoa; Chordata; Actinopteri; Pomacentridae
Gene: tpp1
Product: tripeptidyl peptidase I
Exons: 13
Coding region: 79-1755 (558 amino acids)
Biological process (GO): central nervous system development; proteolysis
Molecular function (GO): serine-type endopeptidase activity; tripeptidyl-peptidase activity
Source: RefSeq, a predicted model, not a curated record